Molecule: messenger RNA, 4527 nt
Organism: Schizophyllum commune H4-8
Lineage: Eukaryota; Fungi; Basidiomycota; Agaricomycetes; Agaricales; Schizophyllaceae
Exons: 6
Coding region: 365-4099 (1244 amino acids)
Biological process (GO): protein phosphorylation
Molecular function (GO): protein serine/threonine kinase activity; ATP binding
Source: RefSeq, a predicted model, not a curated record
CCACGACUGUCAGACCGCUACCGCCAUUCCUUCUUCGUAAUUUGCUGCGCAGGCCGAAGUCGACAUACGAAGGACGGCGAGCGCCCAGGAAGUCGCAACGGGAAGCCCAAUUUUCCCGCGCCUCGAGGUCGGGAACGUGGCCGUGGAACAACACGCUUUCACGGACCUGCAGUACAACACGCCUUCUUUGCCCUUUUUUCCCUCGUGUCGUUCGCUGUCGCCACAUCCUCGCGCGCGGGCUACGCUUGCCCUUACUUCCGCGGUCCCAAAUCCUGAUUUCCUGCUGGAAUCACGCGUAUUAUAGCCAGUGAUCACCGUCCCGUGCGCGACAACGGCCUCCAGGACAGUACUAGCUCCAGCAAGCAUGCCUUCAAGACAGCCAUCCACGAAGCGGGUGCCGAUCCGCAUCGACCCAGAUGCGCCUUGGAGCGUCAGUGUUGCCGAGACUCCCAACGAUGCGACGGCAUACAGUAUAUACGUCAAGACGCCUACACAUAACCUCACACUCACUCGCACGUUGAUGGAGAUCGUCGAACUCGACACGAAGCUCCGCGAGGGCCAUCCCGGCCUCAAGCUCCCUGCUCUCCCGCUCGACCCUUCGAAGAUACCCGCGCCGCCGAAGCGCAAGUCAACCUUCCUCAACACCCUCUCGCGCUUCGCCUCUCCCGCGACGAACCGGACCAGGCGCUCCCAGAACGCCAGCACCGUUGCCUCCAACGUCGCUUCCACCGUCGCCAGCCCUCUUGCGUCACCAAGCGCGGAGCAGAACGACCCGUUCCUCGCCUUCUCCCCGACGAACCAGAACGCGCCCGGCGUCACCGCUGCGCCCUCCACCCUCAGUACCGCCCUGGCGUCGUACCUCACCACCAUAUCCAACAUGCCCGACAUGCGUCAGGCUCGUCCGUGGAAGCGCUUCAUCCGCGUGCGCAUGGACGACCUGGAGAGCGUGCGGGUCGAGCGCGCGAUCAAGCGUGUCCGCUCGGAUCUUGCGGCCCACGGGGGCUCAAAGGACAAGAAGCACUCUUCCUCCGCUCCCUCUGAUCGUCGUCGCCCGAGCGUCGCCAGCAGUCGGCGCACAAACGGCCAGGACGCCGAUGCGGAGAGCGAAGACGAUAUCGAGGAGAUGAGCAUCCACGUCGAGCAACGCGAGGACGAUAUUCAGGAAGAGGCCGAGCACGAAGUGACGGACACGUCGGCUCCCACCGGGGCCGCUCCAGCCCCCGUCGCCGAUGCCGUUAACGACAAGGCCAGUGUCAAAGAGGAGAUCGGCGCUAAGGAGGAGCCCACUCCCGCUCCCGCUACGCCCGCACCCGUGCCUAAGGAGGGGGACGAGCCGGAGGAUUCUGUACCGCCUCUCCCGCCAUCCCCUACCCCCGAAGCCGAGACACCGCACCCCGUGCCGAAGAAGGAGGACGCUGAGGCAUCUCUCGCGGGAGAAGAAGACGCUGCAGCUACGCCCACCACCGAGACGAGCCCGCUCUCGCGCAUCCGCCGCGCCAAAUCCGCGGACCCUGAUCAACGCAUGUCUCGCGCAUUCGGUGGCCACGACGACACCGCGUCCUCCGUCACGGGCGAUGAGUCCGUGACGGGCGACGAGGAGUCGACGCAUCGCAAGCCGCGGAAGAAGCGCGGGCUCUCUGUCGACCCGCGCAAGGACAAGAAGCCUUCUCGCAAGGUCACCAUCGACGACUUCGAGAUGAUGCGCGUGCUGGGCAAGGGCUGCGCGGGCAAGGUCCUUCUCGUGCGCGACAAGAAGACUUCGUCGCUCUACGCGCUCAAGGCGAUCACAAAGCGACAUGUUCUGGCUCAUCAGGAACUCCAGCAUACUCUCACCGAGCAGGCCGUCCUGGCUCGCAUGGCUGCGCAGGCGAAGGACCCGUUCGUCGUCAAGCUACACCAGAGCUUCCAUGACAAGGACAACCUCUUCCUAGUCAUGGACUUCCACCCUGGCGGAGAUCUCGCCACUCAACUGGCGCGCUGGGGACGCCUCGGCCGUGACCGCGCGCGCUUCUACGCUGCCGAGAUCGUCGAAGGCGUCGAAGGCCUACACGCCGCCGGCGUGAUCUACCGCGACCUCAAGCCUGAGAACAUCCUCAUUGGUGGCGAUGGUCACAUCGUUCUGACGGACUUCGGCCUCUCUAAGGAGUUCCCGAAGCGGCGAACAUUGACGACGGCACCGUCCACGCCCAAUGGCACCAGGGGCGAGUUCAUCCCUCCUGCAUCUCCUCCGUGGAUGAAAGGUGACCAAGACUUGUCCUGGGCGCCGGGUGUUGGGCAGCAGGAGACGACCACGACGUUCUGCGGAACGGCGGAAUACUUGGCCCCGGAGGUCAUUCAAGGUCUUCCUUACAGCUACGAGGUCGACUGGUGGAGCUUCGGCACUAUGCUCUACGAGAUGCUGACGGGCAUCACGCCCUUCUGGGCAAACAACCAUUCCGACAUGUAUGUACGGGUGCUGCAGGACGAAUUGCAGUUCCCAGACGACAAGGCCAUAGAUCACGAUACGAAGAGCUUGAUUCGCGGUCUCCUGCAACGCAACCCCGCAUUGCGGUUGUGCGAACCCAGAAUCAAGCGACAUCCCUAUUUCUCGAUGAUAGAUUGGGGACAUGUGUAUUACAAACGCUAUAUCCCCCCGUAUAUUCCUCCCAUCGACCCAUCCAACGCAAGUGAUACCCAGAACUUCGACGACACCUUCCUGGACAUGGAGCCUGUUCUUGACGAGUACGUCGACGAGACAGAUCAAGAGCAGAGCGGCACGGACGCCGAACGUACCGAUGACGAGAGCUCGAACAACAACACGCCCUCUCAGUCACGGUCUUCGUCUUCGGUGCGCCCAGCCUCCACUACGGACGCCGAGGAGUCCGUGGAUGUUUUCGAUGGAUACUCGUUCAAGGGCCGUCAUUCGGUUCUUCUGGACGACGAUGUCGAGGAGGAAGAGGAAGAAGAGGAGAGCGGGGAGGAGCAAGAGGAGGAAGACGAAGAGGAGGAGCUCGACGAGGCACUAAAGAAGCUUCGGGAGGAGAAGCAAGGCUCCGAGUCUCAGACAGAGGAGGUCGAGGAGCCCAAAACGCCGGAAGCUCGUCCUACGACGGUCGCCGAGCCUGUGCCGGACCUCGAGGAGGCUCAGGCUCAGGCAGAUGUCGCGAAGCCGUCGGAGCCGGCGCAGGACAAGCCACUCGUCUCCCCUGUCGACACCGCACCCGCCAAGCCGGAGGCGAACGGUGCAGAGGCGGAGGCCAAGCCGCGCCCGAGCAAGGACGUGCCGGCGCCGGAGGUGCCCGAGAAGGAUGGCAAGCCGGUCAAGACGGCGCGCGUUACGACGAAGGCGGAGACCCAGAAGCGCCAAUCGAGCUAUCGCGGUACGGCCGCGCGCAACAGGCGCGAGCGUUCUGGCAUUCCCGCGCUGGACAAGGAUCUCCCCGACGACUACGACGAGGGCCCGGCUGCAGGUCCCGACGAAGAAGACGACGACUGGGAUUUCGUCGAGGCUGUGGAUGGCGAGUGCGUGGAUCGCAAUGGGGCGAAGGGCACCAGCUUGUUUGCGCGCGGUGUCGUGGACAGGUAUCGCCUCAAGGUCUUCCGCAAGACGCCUACGCCGUCUCAGCAGCGUACCAAUGGGACGACGUCGCGCUCGGUGUCUGGCAUGUCGCAGCAGUCGGAUGUCACUACGCCGCCCUCGGAUAGUGGCUCGCCGAGCCCAUCGACGCGAAGCCGUGGCCGUACGCCGCUGUCAUUCCGCAAGGGCACGAAACAGUUCCUCAAGCCCAAGGUGCCGCCGCCGUCAGCGUACUCGACUCGGUCGAGCGCGACGUCGCGGUCGGCGCUCCAGCAGUCUACUUCUGGCGCUUCGACUGUAUCAAGUUUGGGUGCUCUGACGCCGUCCCCGUCCGCGACUCUUCCCGAGUCACCUUCGCUCAAGUCCAAGGAGUCGGCGAUGAGCGUUGGCGGGGAGAACAGCAUGUCCUCGGAUGGUGCAGAGACGGACGUCCGCGAGGACAGGGAGCGCGACCCGCACAGGACCAAGAAGUUGAAGAAGUACAAGGAGGGCGCGGAGAAGAUGUUCUCGCUAUUCUCUUCCCCUCGCCAAGGCCCUCCUUGAUGGAUUCAUCCUCACGUGCUGGUCGCGUCGUCUCGGACUCCUCGCUCUUCUGCUCUAUAGCUCUAUACCGCUUUCCAUCCAUCCAUCUCGCGAAUGCCUAUCUAUACAGUAUGCAUCUCAUUUUCUCAACCUAUGUUCCUGCGCGUCGCCGCAAACAGACGAUCUACCUACUCGUUCUGUUCACGAACAUACACACACUCCUUCUAACGUAUUUCUCUGCGCCUGCCUGCAUAUGAUACAUACCACCAUUGCAUCGUGGCUCACUCACGUUCAUACAUAACGCUUACUAGGAAUCUUGGUUGGUCUAGCUGCUGGGCUCUUAUCUUACUUGUUUUCGUCUCGCUCGUUCGCAUCCUUAGACUUGCUGGUAGGUGUAGAAGUAAUACAAGAAGUCGAAGUGAUCUCGGACAGUGAAAUGUUCUCAUGCC